UUGCAGUACUUUAGCGUUCUAAAUGGGAGUGAGGUACUUUCACAGAGUUCACACGUUGUCAGUAUCACAGUGUAUGUGUGGGAUUUAAAGUGAUUUACAAAAUAUAGACGAGGAAAUAUGUCGGAGUUGACGAAGAAAACAGACGAGGAUGUAAUUGAGAAACCACUUCCCCCUAACUGGAUUUUACAGCAUCCAAUGUACCAACAUCUGAUGAACCUAGAUGUUGGAGACAGUGCUCAAGUCCACGCAGCUUUCUUGGUGUACCUGGAUCUAGCUGAAGUGCGUCAGUGGAAGGAGGUGAGUGGAGUGGGGUGCUCUGAGCUGCGACUGGUGUUGCUGGAGGGAAGGGAGAAGGAAGGAGAGCCCACUCAGACGGUGCUCCCACUACCUGUACACAGAGGCCUGAGCCACAGAAGUGUGCGGUCAGUGCUGGCCAGAGGCUCGCCCAUGCUCCUGUGUGUGGUAGCAUCUGACUCCAGCCUUGUCUACCAGAGGAUGUGUGAUGGCCUGCUGAUCCCUGACCCCCCCGUGGGCAUCCAGGACCAGGGCCGCCGGCAACACCGCAAAAGACGCCAGCAACAUUGACCCGCAGCAGAACCACAGUGACCGUUAGUAGACCGCUAUGGUCUGGUAAUGAACUCUGCAGUGACCAGGAGAGAAUCAGACUGAAUGGCAGGCUGUUGUGGUCUCGUAAUGAUGAACCAAAGUGCCAGUGGUUUCCUUAAAUUUGGCAGGGCGUGCCUCGCUUCAUUGCUCCAUUUCUGAACUGUUUUUGGGAACCUGGGCAUAGCGACUUUCUUAAGGUUCAACAGCUAGCCUACAUAAAGUAUGACAGACCCUGGGAGACUGCAUCAAGAGGCCAUAACUGCCUUUAAAAGGUGCCACAGUCUCUGUGGGCCAGAGGGUUUGUGCUAUAGCUUCUCGGACAAUUGACAGACAAUCAGACACUGGAUUGCAGUUGGAAAUAAAAUUGCCAGAGGAUACAUAAGUUGUAUUGAAUUAAAUCUCCAUACAGUACAUCCAUGAAGCAAUACAUGCUUAUGUAGCAGACUGCCGUAUCCACAAACACCACUUGAACUCGUUCAGCUGGUUAUAGUUACUGUAACACUGUUUUGUUUUGUGCCGACUCCAUACCCAUUUACUUUAAGUGCAGUUGUUAUUUUUAAACUGCAGAGGGCAUGACAACUACCAUUGGAUGCCUCAAUGAUAUAGCUAGACCGUCAUUUGACAUUUACAGAUAAAGACAACAGUAAACACAAUGAUGGGUGUGCCUGUGCAUUACGAGCUAUUAGUAACACCACAAGGACCAUAUGAGAAACCAUUGUUUGACAAAUUAUAUUACAGUGACCUGAAAACACAUUAUUUUACUAGAAAAACUAUUAAUUGAACAUGAAAAACGAACAAGCAAAAAUGAACAUGACAACCAAUGCAAAGAGCACUACAUAAUCUGACUAUGCUCCUUAUACAGUAUGCUGUCUUUAGAUUGAACACUGAUGUGGUCUUAUUAACAGGUAAGAACUGAUACUGACAGCAGAGUGCUGUGUGUGUGUGUACAAUUGGUGCCACAAAGCCUAAUGAAGAGGUAGGCUCGACUACAAAACAACAAUGACUAGAACACUUCAACCCUGAGCAUUGACAUUAAACAAGAAUACCCUACGUAGUAAAGUAAGAAGACAUGGGCCGACUAUGAAUCACAGUGCGUUCGGAAAGUAUUCAGACCCCUUCACUUUUUCCACAAUUUGUUGCAUUACAGCCUUAUUCUAAAAGGGAUUAAAUCGUUCCCCAAUCUUGGUUUCAUCAGACGAGAGAAUCUUGUUUCAUGGUCUGUGAGUCCUUUAGGGGCCUUUUGGUAAACUCCAAGCGGGCUGUCAUGUGCCUUUUACUGAGGAGUAGCUUCUGUCUGGGUACGCUACCAUAAAAGCCUGAUUGGUGGAGUGCUGCAGAGAUGAUUGUCCUUCUGGAAGGUUCUCCCAUCUCCACAGAGGAACUCUGGAGCUGUCAGUGACCAUCGGUUUAUUGGUUACCUCCUUGACCAAGGCCCUUCUCCCCAAAUUGAUCAGUUUUGCCGGGUGGCCAGCUCUAGGAAAAAUGUUGUUUCUAAACUUCUUCCAUUUAAGAGUGAUUGAGGCCACUGUGUUCUUGGGGACUUUCAAUGCUGCAGAAAUGUUUUGGAAUUUACCACAGGUGGACUCCAAUCACGUUGCAGAAAAAUCUCAAGGAUGAUAAAUGGAAACAGGAUGCACCUGAACUCAAUUUCGAGUCUCAUAGCAAAGGGUCUGAAUACUUAUGUAAAUAAGGUAUUUCUGCAUUUUAUUUUGAAUACAUUUGCAAAAAUAUUUAAAUCAGUUUUUCGCUUUGUCAUUAUGGAGUAUUGUGUAUAGAUUGAUGAGCAACAUGAAUCAAUUUUAGAAUAAGACUAACGUCAUAAAAUGUGGACAAAGUGAAGGGGUCCGAAUACUUUCCGAAUGCACUUUGAGCAUACUGUAGAAAAUAAAAUUCAAAAAGUAUCCUGGAAUGCAGGAAGUAAGUAACCCCGGUUUCCCCUCAAGGUGUGUGUUCAUUGGGGUGACACGCUCAGAACAUUGCAGAUAGAAAUACGCUACAUAGAGAAACACUGAUAAGAGAAUCAAUGAUACAAUACGAUGAUGGGAGAAUCCCCAGCUCUAUUACUUUAAGUUUCUAUCUGCAAUGCAGUGAAUGUUUCAGCCACCUGGAUUGCAUUCAUUAAGGCACACCAUAGCCAAAUGUUUUGCAACAGAAAACGUCAACUAGCGUUUCUUAUUGGUAGUUCUUCCCUGUUUGUCGGUUUUCUUCCAUUUGGUGCCUAAUGAAUACGACCCAGGAAUAAUUCCCAGAUUCAUUUUCCUCUGCCCUCCCAAUUACCUCCAUUGUUCAUCAUCCAAUCAGAUGAGGAAUGACAAAUGUUCCUUUUAAGUCAUUACGAAUAACCAUGAUGGACUAGUCUCAGUCAAUCCAUGGGUUCAAAAUGACUGGACCUCCGUUGUCUUUUAAUGGACCAGUCACAGAGCCGAGCGGCUGCUGUACUUAUUGUCCAUGGUUACCAUGGCGACAUACUUGGAGAGCCGCUCAGUAUAAUAGGACUAGUGCUGAAAGUAGUCCUGGCCGUGUCUUGUAACAUUGCUCCUUUGGGGGUAAAACAUUGUCGCAUUGGACUCGUAGAUCUGUUACGGGGAGCCAGGGUUGUAGGUAUUGACACAGGGCCGGGCAAAGGUGCUUGGUUUGGGUCAAUGUGUCUCCUCCAUCCUCGAAAUGGUCUAAAAGGAAGAGGGCCGUUGGGUAAGGGUUAUGUGGUACAGGCCUGUCCAUGCCAUUGGACAAAUCCUUCCUCUCAGGGGAGCAGAUGGUGGACCUCAGUGCUAUGUCAUAUCCUCUUCCUCUGAGCAGUAGUCCUGCCCCUGAAAAAGCAAAGCAGAAGAUAGAGUGGAAUGAAGUCCUCCCCAGACACUGAUCUAACCACCCCCACACAGACACUGUUUAGUCAUCUUGCCUACCCCUCUGAGGUCACUACUAAAAUCCCAGAUCUGUUUGGCCAUCUUGCCGACCCCUAUUAGGUCAUUGCUAAAAAUCAGUUUGGUCGUCUUGCCGACCCCUAUGAGGUCAUUGAACUCUCACCUUUUCUAUCUUCUCAUCCAGCAUCCUGAAGAACUCCUGCUGGCUCUCUGAAGAAUGAAUCCUGUGGAGAAAGGAACAAGACAGUUCCAAUUCAACACGGUUAGUUCAGGGAUAGAAAGGGAGAGGGAAAACCCUGCAUUGUGAGUGACCGAAUGACAACAAAAAUAGUUGGUUGAGCUCACUGUGUCUUCCCAUUGCCAUUUGAUCCUGUGUCGUCUGUUUGUUGGACCGUGGUGAGCAGGGCAGUAUUCUCCUGAAACACACACAGGGCUAUCACUGAUACUGCUCCUUAAAUAUUUGUUACUUUUAUUUAUUCAUUUUUUCUUUAAACUGCAUUAUUGGUUUAGGGCUUGUAAGUAAGGAUUUGACUAAGGUCAAAUACCUGUUGUAUUCGGAGCAUGUGAAAAAUGUGAUUUGAUUUUAAUAGAUGUGUUCUGGCCAAUAUAUUAAGUAUCCCCAUUUUGUAAUGGAACUCAUCUCCUUAGAACUUUAUAUUUUUUAGCAAUGACCUCAUAGGGGUCGGCAAGAUGACCAGCAUUUUUCUACAGCUGGCCAUGCUUUCCACUUGGCUAUCCUUACCCCGGCCAACAGCUCUGCACCCCCCACUUCUUCACCCAAAUCCAGAUAGCUGAUGUUCUGAAAGAGCUGCAAAAUCUGGACCCCUACAAAUCAGCUGGGCUAGACAAUCUGGACCCUCCAUUUCUUUCUAAAAUGAUCCACCGCAAUUGUUGAAAACCUUAUUACUAGCCUGUUAAACCUCUCUUUCGUAUCGUUUGAGAUCCCUAAAGAUUGGAAAGCUGCCGUGGUCAUCCCCCUCUUCAAAGGGGGAGACACUCUAGACCUAAACUGUUAGACCUAUAUCUAUCCUACGUUGCCUUUUAUAAAGUCUUCGAAAGCCAAGUUAACAAACAGAUUACCGACCAUUUCGAAUCCCAUCGUACCUUCUCCACUAUGCAAUCUGGUUUCCGAGCUGGUCAUGGGUGCACCUCAGCCACGUCCUAAACGAUAUAACCGCCAUCGAUAAAAGACACUACUGUGCAGCCGUCUUCAUUGACCUGGAGAAGUCUUUUCGACUCUGUCAAUCACCACAUUCUUAUCGGCAGACUCAACAGCCUUGGUUUCUCAAAUGACUGCCUCGCCUGGUUCACCAACUACUUCUCAGGUAGAGUUCAAUGUGUCAAAUCGGAGGGCCUGUUGUCCGGACCUCUGGCAGUCUAUAUGGGGGUGCCACAGGGUUAAAUUCUCGGGCAGACUCUUCUUUUGUAUAUAUAUCAAUGAUGUCGCUUUUGCUGCUGGUGAUUUUCUGAUCCACCUCUACGCAGACGACACUAUUCUGUAUACUUCUGGCCCUUCUUUGGACACUGUGUUAACAACCCUCCAGAUGAGCUUCAAUGCCAUACAACUCUCCUUCUGUGGCCUCCAACUGCUCUUAAAUGCGAGAAACUAAAUGCAUGCUCUUCAGCCGAUCGCUGCCCGCACCUGCCCGCCCGUCCAGCAUCACUACUCUGGACGGUUCUGACUUAGAAUAUGUGGACAACUACCUAGGUGUCUGGUUAGACUGUAAACUCUCCUUCCAGACUCACAUUAAGCAUCUCCAAUCCAAAAAUUAAAUCUAGAGUCAGCUUCCUAUUUCGCAACAAAGCAUCCUUCACUUAUGCUGCCAAACAUACCCUCGUAAAACUGACUAUCCUACCGAUCCCCGACUUCGGCAAUGUCAUUUACAAAAUAGCCUCCAACACUCUAGUCAGCAAAUUGGAUGUUGUCUAUCACAAUGCCAUCCAUUUUGUCACCAAAGCCCCAUAUACUACCCAACACUGUGACAUGUAUGCUCUCGUUGGCUGGCCCUCGCUUCAUAUUUGUCGCCAAACCCACUGGCUCCAGGUCAUCUAUAAGUCUUUGCUAGGUAAAGCAGCAGCACCCACCCUUAGCACACACUCCAGCAGGUAUAUUUCACUGGUCACCCCCAAAGCCAAUUCCUCCUUCGGCCGCCUUUCCUUCCAGUUCUCUGCUGCCAAUGACUGGAACGAACUGCAAAAAUCACUGAAGCUGGAGACUCCGAUCUCCUUCACUAGCUUUAAGCACCAGCUGUCAGAGCAGCUCACAGAUAACUGCACCUGUACAUAGCUCAUCUGUAAAUAGCUCAUGCAACUACCUCAUCCCCAUACUGUUAUUUUAUUUAUUUUGCUCCUUUGCACCCCAGUAUCUCUACUUGCAUACUCAUCUUCUGCACAUCUAUCACUCAUGUUUAAUUGCAAUAUUGUAAUUAUUUCGCCACUACGGCCUAUUUAUUGCCUUACCUCCGUUAUCCUACCUCAUUUGCACACAUUGUAUAUAAACUUUUUCUAUUGUA
Messenger RNA from Oncorhynchus masou masou (cherry salmon), 5983 nucleotides. RefSeq names its product TSEN15 tRNA splicing endonuclease subunit (gene tsen15). The record is from RefSeq and is a predicted model, not a curated record. Gene Ontology annotation, molecular function: nucleic acid binding. NCBI's taxonomy places the organism in Eukaryota, Metazoa, Chordata, Actinopteri, Salmoniformes, Salmonidae. Gene Ontology annotation, biological process: tRNA splicing, via endonucleolytic cleavage and ligation. The coding region runs from base 118 to 585 and encodes 155 amino acids. The transcript is spliced from 4 exons.